Molecule: messenger RNA, 1669 nt
Organism: Symbiodinium pilosum
Lineage: Eukaryota; Dinophyceae; Suessiales; Symbiodiniaceae
Source: the annotation of a GenBank genome assembly
GCCACUGCAUGAAACGGAAACUGGUCAUGAGGAGAAGGUUGACUGCCAAAUGUCCUCAUGGACAUCCUGGUCUGCAUGCGACCGGACUUGUGGAGGUGGCCAAUCGCAGAGACAACGCCAGGUCGAGAGGUUUCCAAAGAACGAUGGAAAGACUUGUCCUCACGAACUCAUUCAAACUCGUGGCUGUACGCUGAAAGCCUGCUUCUCCCAGGAUGCCGAGAUCAGCGACUGGACAGACUGGACCCAGUGCUCCACCACUUGCGGUCCUGCUAACCAGGACCGCAAAAGGCAGGUUCUGGCCCUUCGUGGCGCAGGAGGAGAAGGAAUCACAGCCGAUCUUGCACAAACAAGACCAUGUGUGGGCAACCUUCCUUGCGAGAAGUAUGACUGCCUUUGGCAUGAUUGGUCGGACUGGAGCGAUUGCACAUGCACAUGCGGUGGGGGCCAGAGGACACGAGACCGAUCUGUUCGCCGAAUGCCCAGCCAUGGCGGAAGGCCUUGCGAAGCAAAGGACAAGGAGGAGAUUGAGCCGUGCAACGUGCAGAAAUGCAAGCAUGACAACUGCAUUGAUGGUGAAUUUGGGCCAUGGUCUCGCUGGGGAAUGUGCUCCGCGACAUGUGGCGGAGGAGUCUCGUUCAGGCACAGAGCCAUUGUCCAGGACGCCAAUGAGUGUGGCAGGGAACCAGCGGGCAAGGCUCGGGAAACACGCUUUUGCAAUACUGACGUGGACUGCGAAGCUCCACUAGACUGUCUGUUUGCUCCGUGGUCGCAGUGGACCCCGUGCACACGCACAUGCGACGGUUUGCAGCGUCGCAACAGGCGUGUGGACAGAUUUGGACGCGGCAAGGGGGCGUGGUGCCUGGGCAACCUGAAGGAAACGAGGACUUGCAAUCCUGUGGUGGGAGAAGCCCCAGUGGCAGGAUGCUCCUCGGGCCCUGUGGCAGACUGCCGCUUCUCUAUGUGGGCUGCCUGGUCUGUUUGCAGCGCGACUUGCGAUGGCGGCAUGCAUACCCGCUCAAGAACCAUUGAUGCUGAAGCUGCAAACGGUGGCAAGGCUUGCGAGGGUCCGAUGAGCGAAGUCCGGGAAUGCGGCCGCAAUGAGUGCACGAUGCCAACUCCAAGAGACUGCCAGCUAGGUGAGUGGCGUGAAUGGGGCGCAUGCGGCAAAUGCAACGGCCAACGUUUUCGUAGCCGGAACAUCAUCCAGUAUGCCGAGUAUGGAGGGCUUAGCUGCAACGAAGCAGACACACAAGAGGCGACAUCGUGCCCAAGGCAGUGUCAUGAACCUUCCUAUUGCGUUUGGUCGGACUGGGAAACUUGGAGCAGAUGUUCUGUGAGAUGUGGAACUGGAGGCAAGCGAACGAGAAGACGUUGGCUGGAAAUCACAAAUGACAAGUCACGUGCCCUGGACGUCCUUCCUCCAGUGGAGGAUCUCCUGCAGAAGUACUCAAUCCUGCAUCGACAGACUCAGGAUUUGCAAGACUCCCACAUCUGGGAGUUGCUCUUGGCCUUUGCAGCAGGCUGUGCAGCUUUUGUGGCGCUACUUGGGCUUGGCAUAGCGAUUUCGGGCAACCGGUGUCUCGGCAAAAUUAUGUUGGCCCUGUGGAAGUGUGGUGGAAUGUUUGGCUGCCUUGUUGUGGUUGUCGUUGUCGUUGUUGUUCCACCCUAA